Molecule: messenger RNA, 7515 nt
Organism: Musca vetustissima
Lineage: Eukaryota; Metazoa; Arthropoda; Insecta; Diptera; Muscidae
Product: serine-rich adhesin for platelets
Exons: 12
Coding region: 1-7515 (2504 amino acids)
Source: RefSeq, a predicted model, not a curated record
AUGGAAAUCAUGACAUCGAGAACAGCAUCAGCAUCACCAAAUGUCCAAAAGGAGUUGCGUUUAUUUGCACCUCCCAUCACCACAGCUGCCAGCAGCAGUCACAGUGAACACAUUGGUGGGGGACGUUCACCCUUUCAACGUGAGGUCCGCGAAUGGCAACGCAUUGAUCCGGAUACAGGUGCAUUGUUAACGGGUCGGCUGGAGGCAGAUCGUUGGGUUAGCGGACCAUUGAACAGUUAUGGCAAGAUAUCCGAUUCACAGAAUAUUUCCCAACCGAACGGCACCCAACAGACCCAGCGCAAACAAAUCGAAGUGAUACAGCGGUGUACAAGUGGCGGUGCAGCAAUGCAAGUGAUACGCUCUCAAACGGUUCAGACCACCUCAUCCCGGUGGUCUAGCAGUGCCUCCUCAUCGGCGACAGCAUCACCCUCACCAACAUCACCAGCAGUGUUUAAUGCCAGUGCGAAUGGAGUAAGAGAAAUUUCCUCUAAACCCACAACUAGCCAACAAAACAAACGUAGCACAAAUACCUCAUCCUCAACCACCACCCCCUCCUCAUCACCUUUUAGAGCCUCCAAUGGUUUUCUUCAUUCUCAUCAUCUACCACAACAGAAAACCAAAACCAAUCAGACGAAAACCACAAAAUUUCCAACCUCCCGGGUAACUGGCACAAAAUCAAAUCGCACCACCGGCACCUCAAAUUCCAAAUCAUCACCAUCCACCACGACGAAGACCUUGUCAUCAUCCUCCUCCACCACCGCCUCGUCUAACCCAAUUGGCAAGAGAAAUUGGCCUCAAAUUGUUAUCGAAAAUAUGUCAUCCUCUUCGCUGGAUAUUUGCGAUAAUGAUGAUGAUACGGAACACAUUCACGACACCGACUACAUUGUGGAGGAUGCCAGUGAUGAUGAUCGUGCUGAUCAUGAUCCGCAUCAUCAUGAUCAUCAUUAUAGCGAUGAUGACGUCAAUGGCAAUCACCAUGAAACCCACAAUGGCACUCAAUUGGCACACCAAAAAACACUUCAUCAUCCCAUAACACUUGUAGAUCACGAAGAUGAGGAUGAUGAUCGCGAUCAUUAUCAUCAUGAAACCUUAGAUGUAGAUCGGUUUUUUACAAAACCACAAAAUCCGAACACAUUUAAAUCGUUAGGAGGGCCAAAUGCCAAACAAAUUGCAGCUGAUAAUGAUACCAACGACAACAAAUAUGAUCAUGAUGAUGAUCCGCAUCAUCAUCAUCGCGCUGAUUCUCCACAACGUUAUGAGCUACAAAAUGGCCAUAGCAGUAGUAGUUGUAGUAGUCUGAAUAGUCAUAAUGGCAAUGCCAAUCAAUUAUUUCUGUUGGAUACGGCGCCAAGUUUGAAGUUAAGUAAUCUAAUGAAAAGUAGUUCCAGCAUCUCAAAUAGUUCAAAUAAUUCCACAACUGCAGUGGAAGCAACAACAACAACAUCGACGUCGACAUCAACGUCAACGAAUUUCAAUUCGAAUUUAAAUAAAAAUUCGUCAAUGAACACCCACACGGCCAAUAAAAAUAUGGCAGGGAAAAAUAUAAGCCUACAUGCAAUUGUUGGCAACAACAACAACACGAAUGCGAACAGCAGUAUUGGAGAUCGUACAACAAAGACAACAGCAUCAUUGACACCAUCAUCAUCGUCGUCGCCAUCAGCCACAGCAUCACCAACCACAUCAACGACACGACCAUCUUGGCAACAACCUUCCAUAUUUAGGCAAAAUGGUAACAACAGCCCCAGCCGCAGUCCGCUAACCAGUCAUCGGGGUAUGGUAAGAGGUACCACAACACACAGUUCCACCACCACCACCACGACGAACCAUACCAGUUCCAUGCCAUGUUCCACUCAUUUAAGAAAAUCACGCGUAGGUGACAACAACAGCGGCUUCGAUGGCAGCAGCAGUGAUGAAUCUCGUACGACAACUGAACUUCGUCAUCAUCGCGAUCAUCAGCAACUGCUGCGUCAACGGGAGCCGUCACAACAACAACACGAGCACCAGCAACGACAAUCACCUCCUGCGUUGUACCAAUUGAAACCACAGAGCGAUCGGUUGACACCAACGCAAUCCACUCAGCAGCUCAAGUCACCAACACAGCAGCAACAACAACAGCAACACCAACAACAGUACCAGUCUCCACACAGCUAUAAUCGUGUCGAUUUGGAAAGUUUCCGGCAUUAUGGCAACAACAACAGUCACCACAUUACCAGCGACACAUAUGUGAAUGAUACGACCCCGGCUCCGGCUCUUCUUUCCAAUGAUCUUCGUCAUCAUCCUCAUCAUCACAACGAUGAUAAUGGAGAUGGUUUAAGACUCUCUUCACGACAUUUGCGCCGUCAACAAAUACCCCAAGAAAACGACUCAUCCUCCAGCACACUACAAAGAUCCCGUUCCAUAUCCACAGACGAUCUGAGUACCGAUUGGAAUAUCAACGGUGUUGAUGACGAAGAACCUGCCGAGUGGAGAAGGGUUAGCAAACUACGAAGAUCUUUUCAAAAUUCCGGUAGCAGUAAAAUUGAAAUAUCCCCCAGCCCUCGAAGGCCUCUGGACCUACCCGAAAGCUCAGUGAGUGUAUCGAAAAUUCGUGCCGAAUUGGAAAACGGUCGACGUUUAAAUACGGUUAUGAAAAAUAAUCAUGUCGAUCUGGCUGCCCUGAGUUCCAUUCUCAAUUCGAAUGAUCAGAAACCGGUAUCUCCAUCACCUGUGCGAAGUAGUUUUUUGACAGCAGAAUCUCUCAAGGAAAUUCGUGGUAAAUUAAAGCGUCUAUCGGAUGAGUCGCUGUAUAAGGAGGAUUUUAUUACCACACACCCAGCAAAUUCGGAACUUCCCGAGCGGGAACAAAUUGAAAUUCAGCCAGCGAUAAUUAGGAAGAGUGUGGAGAAAUCUCCGGAGAGGUAUAGUGAAAGGAGUGGAGAAUCGGUGGUGGGUAAGCAUACCACCAACAGCCUGGAAUCGAGAUUGAAGUAUAAGGACACCAAUCCAAUUGAGUGGCAUCUGAGACGCAAAUCGUACGGUUUUGAAAAAAUGUCACCACCCGAUAAAUCUAUGCAGCGUAUGGAUGCCUCCACGGAUAGUGGUUUGGGUCGUUCGGGAGAGCUACAAAAUUGGUCACCCACCCAUCAAGCGCAGCACCAUCAUCACCUGCAGCAGCAGGAGAGUAAUCGCACGGUGGUGGUGCGACUGGGAGAAGGGGAUGCCGCAAAUUCUCCUCCAAAUGACGAGGAGGAGACUGCUCCCAAUAAAAGGCACUCCAUUGCGGUGGAUGAAAGCCAAUAUGUAAGGGAUAAUGGUCGGCAGACCACCCAGGUCCGCUUAAAUGGUUUCUAUGAACGAAAUUCUCCCUCGCUGGGAGAGGGGAAAUUUAUGCAAAGCCAAGAAAUAACCUCCACCACGUCGAAUAGUGCAGGAGGUUUCUCGCAAAAAGUACAACAAAAGCGUGUGGAAUUUUGUAAAACCGAAGUGCAUUUCGCCACCGAAUCAGGAAGGGUGAAUAUUGUGGAAACGGAUAGUAAACCUCCACCAACCAACAAUUUUCGAAGACGUCGCAGCCGUAGCUCCAGCGUGGGACCUUUGCAGAGCUUAGUCAAAUCUGCCGGCACAGUUUCAACAGCAACCAGGAGUAGUUCCCCAGGUGGGGCAGGAGGUGCCUCCACGGUGGCAAUGCCUGUUACCCUCUUUGGUGAUGAUAAACUGAGACGUAAGACUAUUGCCUCGACCACAGUGGCCUAUCGUGCGCCCUUGGUAGAUUCUCCGGAACCGGAAAAAACCACAGCCACUGGGCAGAUAAAAAAUGUCACUGUCACCACUGUGGCAGAGGCCUUUUCGGAAAGUUCGAGAAGUAGCAGCUAUGCCUCGACCAGCGGCGUGGAUACCACCGAUUAUGAAACCGAUGAAAUGACUUCGUUAAGAGGCAUUCUGAAAAAUAAACCAGCCAAACCGAAACCAUAUGUUUUGGGAGAGAAUAUCGAAACGGCAGAUGAGCUAUGGGGUGGGCAGGUGAAGCCCACGCAGAAGACCGCCAACGAAAUUAGAGGUCUCAAUGAUUCUCCUUUAACUCCCAUAAAGUCGGUUGCCGAACGCAUUCAAGACCUUUCACAGACCAAUGGUUUCUCUACAAAAAUCAAUUUGAAUGUGGGUAAUACCACCUCCCCUGUGACGGUGCCCUCGACGAAAAAUUGGGAAGAAAAUGGUCAACAGCCGAAGCAACACCACCAACAACAACGGCGUCUCAGUGCCCAAGAAUUACUGCUACAGGAUCUCAAAGAUCAUCAGAAGAUAUUGGAUGAAGGAUUGAAAUCCACGACGUUGAUUAUUAAGACCAUGCGUUCGGCCACGGAAUUUGAUGAGGCCAUGAGACGACUCAGCAUUGCCUCCAUUGAGGCUCAGGCUGCCACGCAACCAAAAAUAAUUUUGCGUUCGAAUAGCUAUCAGGAACCAGGAACAACUUCAUAUCAAGAGCUACCCGAUCCUCUAACCGAUAACAGCCACAAUCAACAGCUGAAAACCUCUACCGAUUCGGGAGCUUCGUUUGUGCGUCAUGAUUCUGGGCCUCGUUUAAGCUUUUUGGGUAAUGAACAAAUUCCGGUUAGCCAACAACUACAACGCCUGCGGCUUAUCUAUGAUGCUGCAACAAUUUCCGCUGACCCGCAAAACGGUGACGAAGAGGAAGAUAGUGCCGAUGAAGAGGUGAAAAGCUACUUCCGUGGCCACAUGGAUAGCGAUAGUGGUGGUGGUACCCAAGAGAGUUCGUCAUAUGAAGAUGAUUUCGCCUUGGAACAUUCACACAGUUGGAGUCGCCUGAAGGCCAAGAAAACCAUAUGGAAAAUUGACACGGAUAAUAGUACUUUGGAGAAAACAGAUCUACCACACUCAAAUGUGAUGAGUAUUAAAUUACAUUCACCACAGGCGGGAACAGAGGUGAACCCAACAACCACCACCACAGCGGUAAAGGUUGUGCCGCCGAUAGCAAAGCCAAGAACCGUUAACAGUAAUGUUGCUAUGGAAACCAAAACCACCACGACGACGACACAACCCCACAAACCAUAUCAAACGAGUCUGCCAACCAAAGACUCUCUAAAAAUUAUCAAAGAAGCUCGUGGUGCCCGUCAGCUGCGCGAUCAUGAACUCUCCUACUUCGGUAUAGCAGCCUCACAACAAAACGAAACGGAAAAAUUAAAAUCGAAAUAUCCUGCCCUCAAUUCGGGUAAUCGAAAUUCUCCCAAACGUUCUUUACCUCUAAGGAGGGUAAGUGAAGAAAUGACGGGAAGACGAGAGGAGAAUGAUAGAUCCUCACCGGGCAGGCAAUGGCAAUUGGAACAUGAUAAACCGGAUUUGCUGAAACAUAAUCCACCUGCUUCCAAGAGCAAUUCCCAACUAAAACCAGCGGAAAGAAUUUCUCUGAAGAAGAAAGCCGAAUUGGAGGAUGCCGAGGAGGAACAUCUCUAUGAGAAUAUUGCCAAUGAAAUUACCCCGGUGUUUAAGGUCAAAGAGGUAUAUGAUCGGAAAUUGGACUUACAACGGGAUGCAAUGAUUUUGAGUGAAAUGAAUGAAAGUGCUGAUCAAACUUUGAGGGAACUCUCCGAUGAAUCUUCCCUAAAGGAUCGCAAACGUCGUUCUCUGCAGAGACGUAACUCCAAGCCACUCGAAACCAUUGACGAAAAAUCGAUUACGGAAAAGAUCUCCGACACGUGUAUAGCGGUGAAGGUGGCCCGAGGCACAUUUGCUUCGGAGGCCCGUAAAACCUCACGCCAUUCGACACCAUCACCAAAUCGCCAAAAUAUUGCCCCAAGGGAACGUACUUCAUCCCAAUCAUCAGUGGAAUGUUGUCCUCGGGCCAGAUCCCGUUCCCUCUCCAGUGAAAAGGAAUAUGAAAACAUAAAAUCCGCAACAAAAUCUUCACGAUCCACGCAAAUGGUUAAACAUAAAAGCCAUAGGCCACAUGAGGAGCGAAGAUCCAGUUCAUUGGACUCACAGCGCUCUUACCAUUCCCAAUAUUCCUCAGGUGAGGAACAACAGCAGAACCAACAGCUUCGCAACAGUUUCCGUCGUGAAGAUCGUUCCCGGGCCAAAACCAAACGUCCCAGCAAUCCAUCCUCCUCCACAUCCAAAUCCCAACGCCCUGAUCUGAAAUCAUCCUCCACAAAAUCCUCUGCACACAGUGAGUUCCAACGUUCAUCCAGUACCACACGUUCUUCAACACACAAAGAACGUGCAGAGUGCCACAAGGAGAACACAAAUGGACUUGCCACAUCCCAACAGCAUAGCAAACGUGAUCCCCAUACCCCGGGCGGUUCAUCAUCGCUACAACGUGGUUCCGCCAUUAGUUCCAGCGGUCGUCGUCAUCGUGAUGAAUUACGUGAUUCACAGCGCCUGAAACGAUCCAGCAAUCAAGGGACUUCUUCUUCGUCGCAAGUUAAAUCCUCCUCAGAACGUCAUGAAAAAUCGGAGACGAAUGGAAAACAUUCCUCAUCACGUCUGACACGCGACGAUGAACGCAAUAAUUCCCUGCGUUCUUCGGCACACCGCAUGGAACGCAGUGGCGGAGAAAAAUCGGAGAAAUUAUCAAAAUCAAAAGCUCACUCCAGUCGCUCAACAUCCCAACAACGCCAUGAACAACGCAGCAGCACCACCACGACGACGACAGCAACAACGACAUCUACAUCUAAUGGCGUUGACGAAAGGCAUGGCGGCAAGUCUAGCAAAUCAGCCGUGAAAGCCGUGACAACAACCGCCGAAAAUACGACGUACGUAAGCGUAACGAAUUUAGCAAACGAACAAAAACAAGAAACAACAAAAAUUUUAGAAACGAAUAACGAACACGCGAGAGAGGAGAUUAAACAAAUCUCUUCCUCUUCAGCUUCUGCUUCGGCUACUCACACAAUUGCGGGAGAAGAGAAACAAGAAAUUACAAACGCUACGGCGAUGGCUAAUGAAAAAUCCCCUCCCCCUAAACCACCCCGCAAGAAACGUAAACAUUCCCUUAUUCCCAUAGCCAUACCGGCAAAACCUGAACGAGUGCCACCCUUGCCACCAUCUGCCACCUCGCAAAAUUCUCAAUCCCCCUCUCUGGACUCACCCACCUAUGAAUAUAAAUUAAAAUCGAAAAUAAUACCACCCACCUAUUCGAAUCAGAGUACUUUGCGUAAAAGUUCUCUACCACGGCCCAUCAGCCGUUUAGCUUUACUCAAUAAGUCGCGAAAGCAUUCACAGAAAUCCACCCAUUCCACAUCGUCCUCUUUUGCUUUCCUACCCUAUUUACCGGCCAAACGGAAUUCCGAUGUCAGUCAUGUCUAUGAUAAUUAUAUGUUAUAUGCCGUACCCGCGGCCAUUAAUACCAAAGCCUAUCAGCAGAAUUUAGUUAAUGAUCAUGCUCAGCUAUUCGGUUCGGCGGGUGCGAAUCGGUAUCAUCAGCAUCAAUAUUAUGGUGGUGGUGGUGGUAAGGGGUUAAGGCGUCGCACGGUACGCAGUACGGUGUCGACGCAUCAACCAUUUGGCAUAUGCACAUGUUCAUAG